UGUCUAGAGCUUCAACGGUUUUUCCUGUCAAUUUUCAGUUUGCACACUCACGCAUAUGCGCAUGAAUAGGACUCUCACCAAACCAGCUACUGUAAAGCGUCUUCACACUCUGCAUGAUAAAUAAUUAUAUCCUAUCAUGGUAGGAUAUUGUCCAAUCUGUGGGAAGCCUGUCUACUUUGGAGAGAAGAAGAGGUCCUUAGGGAGAGACUACCACCCUUUGUGUCUUAAGUGUCAAAAGUGUAGCAGACAACUCACAGCUGGACAGCAUGCUGAGUACGAUGAGAAGCCAUACUGUUCUUACUGCUACUUGAAGAUGUUUGGCCCAAGAGGUAACAGGUAGCUGAUGUCCUGAUGGUGUAGUGCAUCCCCAAGAGACCGGACUGAACCCAAACAGACAGUAAAAAGAGACAUGCAAGCCCAGUUUAUAAACUAAAGAACAUAGAAAUGAAUCAAAACAAAUUGUACAAAGUGUAAUAUUUAUUAACGCAUGUUGUCUAUACCAUGAUCUAUAUUCAUGUAAAGUUAAUCUGACAGACAUAAUAAAUGUAUUUUGACAAAAAAAACCAAAACUGUAAAUCC
Messenger RNA from Sphaeramia orbicularis (orbiculate cardinalfish), 579 nucleotides. Its product is annotated as cysteine-rich protein 1. Lineage: Eukaryota; Metazoa; Chordata; Actinopteri; Kurtiformes; Apogonidae. The coding region runs from base 137 to 340 and encodes 67 amino acids. The record is from RefSeq and is a predicted model, not a curated record. Gene Ontology annotation, biological process: regulation of gene expression; intrinsic apoptotic signaling pathway in response to DNA damage. Gene Ontology annotation, molecular function: zinc ion binding. The transcript is spliced from 4 exons.